This is a messenger RNA of Guyanagaster necrorhizus, 402 nucleotides long. RefSeq lists its product as uncharacterized. The transcript has a single exon. Lineage: Eukaryota; Fungi; Basidiomycota; Agaricomycetes; Agaricales; Physalacriaceae. The record is from RefSeq and is a predicted model, not a curated record. Bases 1 to 402 code for a protein of 133 amino acids.
AUGGAUAAAUCAUUAGAAGCUGAUCACACUCUCCUUACUACCUUGUCCAUUUCCAACCUCAAAAUCUGGCAUAGACAACUUGGCCAUGUCAAUUACCAGACAGUUGCAAAAAUAAUCCAAUCUCAUUCACUCCAAGGUAUGCCCAUCAACCUCUCUAAGCUGCCACUGGAAUAUGACUCCUACAUCCUGAGUAAACAGACAAGAAUGUCAAUUCCAAAGACUCAACAGAAAGCAUAUAGAGCACAACAGAAGCUGGAGAUUGUUUGGGUGGACUUGAUUGGAUCUCAAGCAGUGGUGUUGAAGACAGAAACCCAAUAUAUGAUGGACAUUGUAGAUGACUACUCAAAUCAUGUGUGUUCAAUUUUCUUGCAAAAUAAAGACAAUUCUUUUUCAGAACUCUAG